Oreochromis aureus is the source of this 3351-nucleotide messenger RNA. Its product is annotated as inter-alpha-trypsin inhibitor heavy chain H3-like. The transcript has 22 exons. NCBI's taxonomy places the organism in Eukaryota, Metazoa, Chordata, Actinopteri, Cichliformes, Cichlidae. The record is from RefSeq and is a predicted model, not a curated record. Bases 43 to 2784 code for a protein of 913 amino acids.
GACAGUUCCAGCUGUGGUGUUUGCACUCUUGUGGGAGGCAUCAUGGAGAGAACUGUGGGGCAAAUCACUCUCUUUGGGCUGUUGCUGGCUUUGGCCUCUACACUGCCAAACAAGGAUGACUGGGACGUCUACAGCUUUCACAUCAACUCCACAGUGACCAGUCGUUAUGCCACCACUGUCAUCACAAGCCGUGUGGCCAAUCGUAUGGACGAGUCAAAGGAAAUUGAAUUCCAUGUUCGGAUUCCCAAGAAUGCCUUCAUCAGUAAAUUUCGAAUGUUUAUCGAUGCCCAAGUUUAUGAUGGUGUUGUGAGAGCUAAGGAGCAAGCUCAGCAGCAGUACACUGAAGCUGUGUCACGUGGUGAAAGUGCUGGACUUGUCAGUUCUGUAGGAAGGACUCUGGAGGAAUUUAAGACCUCAGUAACUGUGGCUGCUCACAAAAAGGUCACUUUUGAACUCACAUAUGAGGAAUUAAUGAAACGCACACAUGGCAAGUACGAGCUGCAAAUUCAUGCUCGACCCAUGCAGCCCGUCAGUGACUUCAAGGUGGAUGUGCACAUUCAUGAGGAAGCUGGCAUCAGUUUCAUCGAUGUGAAAGGAGGCCUGAGCACCAAAGCCCUCGCUAAUGCCAUCACUAAAACACACAUAGAUAAAGAGGCGUGGGUGUAUUUCUAUCCAACAGUUGACCAACAGAAGAUGUGUGACAGCUGUAGUGAUCAGGGUAUGAAUGGAGAUCUAGUUAUUGUUUAUGAUGUCAACAGGGACAAUGGACUCGGACACAUCAAGAAAUCUGACGGGUACUUUGUUCAUCACUUUGCUCCAUCUGAUCUUCCUCGAAUACCAAAAAAUGUCGUCUUUGUUAUUGAUCAGAGUGGAUCAAUGCGUGGCAGAAAAAUACUCCAGACUAGGAUCGCAUUAUUCCACAUUUUGAAUGAUCUGGCAGAAGAUGACUACUUUGGUCUGAUCACUUUUGAUGGCAACAUUUUUCACUGGAAGCGAGAACUCGUUCAGGCCAACAGCAAAAACCUGGAAAGUGCCAAAAACUUUGCAAGCAAUAUACAAGCUAGAGGAUCCACAGAUAUAAAUGAAGCAGUGUUGCAAGGAGCACGUAUGCUGAAUGAUCAUAGCAGAGAAGGUUCAGCAUCUAUUCUGAUACUUCUUACAGAUGGAGACCCAACCUCAGGGGUGACAAACCUGGAGAAUAUUCAGUCAAAUGUAAGACAGGCUAUUGCAGGCAAAUUCCCACUGUACUGUCUUGGUUUUGGUUUUGAUGUUGAUUUUAAGUUCCUUGAGAAAAUGUCGCUGCAAAAUAACGGUGUGGCACGACGGAUAUAUGAAGACUCUGAUGCUGAUUUACAGCUGAAGGGUUUCUAUGAAGAGGUGGCCACACCUCUAUUAACAGAUGUGACAAUGAUCUAUGUGGGUGGGACCAAUCUAACCCAGACUAACUUCAGCCAGUAUUAUAAUGGUUCUGAGAUUGUGGUGGCCGGUGAGAUCACAGAUAACAAUAUUGAAACCUUCACCCCUCAAGUUGUGGCCAUUUCCAGUAAUAGAAGAAUAAUAUUCUCUAAUCCAAAUGAAACCGUGGAAUCCACUGGAACAGUGUCUGAUGACCGUAUCCAGCGGGUUUGGGCCUACCUCACAGUUAAACAGCUUCUAGACAAAGAGCUUCAGUUAUCUGGACCUGAGAAAGAGAAAGUGAAGAAGGAGGCUUUGGAGCUGUCACUGAAGUACAGUUUUGUGACUCCUCUCACAUCUAUGGUGGUCACAAAGCCUCCAGGAGAGAACAUAGAUGUGCUUCAUAAACCCAAGGAAGGUGAAACAUCACAGAGAUGGCAGUCGCAAGGAGGUCAAUCCAUUUUAGUUCCCCUUCCUCCUGCUAUUGGUCACGGGAUCAAUGGGGCUCUUUCUGCUGCUGAUUUCGAUCCUUCAUUUUCAAGACAAUCUUUGUCUCCUAGUAGUCACCUGAGUGGCCAUUCAUCUGUCAUGCAAGAGCACGCCUCCAGAGUAGAGAGAGGACGUCCUGGACCAGUCUUUCAACUGCAUCCCCUCAGAGGAGAGAGAGGACAGAGAGGAGACCUUGCACCAGUUGUUCUCCCUGAUGUCCAACCUGCUGUUGUUCAUCUUUCACGUAAAACUACUACUCUGGAAGCCACUGAUGCUCCUGUACUCCACAGGUUUUUGCUAAAAGCUGCGAAUCAGACUGUUCCACUAUGCUUUGACGUUAGUGGACCUGUCCGCCUUAAACUUUUUCACCAUCCCAGCAGGGAACUGUCUGUAAAUGGUGAGCUUGAUUCAGUUACAAAUGGAGGCUUCAGCAGAAUUUUCAUACACGUCAAAGACAGCCAACAUGUUGAGAUCGACACCAACUGGGUCACUGUACGAGAUGGACAGACAGUGACAUAUUACACUGGACAGGAUCACCUUACAGCUGGAAGUGUGACAGUGAUUGUGCGCAACAACGAAAUAGAUGUUGCCACUGGAGACAUGCAAAUGGUCAUCAUAGUUCAUGAGAAGAAUGGCCAAAAAUUAUUUUGGCCAGUUUUAAGACAGCAUCCCUCGGACAACAAUGCUGAAGGACUUUUAGCUGUAGAGGCUGCAGUUUAUGAGGAGGUACAGCAAGCUCCUGUCAGAAAACUAAAGAUUAAAAACCAGGAGGCAGAUGUUACUGGGGAGAUGGUUGUUGACUACAGCUUUGCUUCUCCUGUCACAAUGAACUGUUGGCUCAUGUCUGCUGACUCUGCCCUGCAGAGACCACUGUCCCAAUUUGUGAUUACACAGCUUUAACUGGCAAAUAUGUUGAUUUAUUUGAAAAAUCUUUUCAUUUGAAAGGAAAACAAGGCAAAAACAUAUAUUGUUUCUUUCCAUCUGUUUCCAACAUGUAGAAAUAUAACUGUAAUUGUGCUGGAUCUAGUGUCAGACAGCAUUACCAAUUAAAAAUAACAUAUACAUAAAUCAGGAUUUAUGAUUACCACCAUCUGGCAUUAACAUAGCGUCCAAAAUGACACAAAUGCAGUUGAGUUGACAAUAAUAAGCAUACUUCUACACCUUUAUUUUUUAAAUUCGUUGAAAAAUGUAAAUUUUAUAAGUUUAAACUACAGUAAUUAUAUUGUUAUAGCUAAAUGUUAAUCAGCUUUGCUGGCUGAUCUGGAAGAGAGUUGGAUUGUAGAAGGUUUGCUUAUAAAUAACAAUUUCAAAUAUUUCUGAAUCCUGGUUAAAUACCCCAACAUUGAGAGAGAAAACUUUUUAAAACAUUUCUUCUGUUUUGUCUUUUGCCUCAAACUGCAAAUGACAUGUAAUGAGGCUGACUUGAUUCAAGGAUCUCUGACAAAUAUAAUGCUGUUAUUUUUCUUG